UCCUAACCCACCGUGCUGUGAACACGCCUGCCCUUUCAUGCUUGCUGGCUGGUUGGAUCUCGUGUUGAUCCUAUCUUCAGCUCUGUGCUUUCCCAUCACCGGCCCACAUCUGCAUAACUUAUACUUUACGAGCUUGCCAGUUAUCAUCUCUCUGACGUUCCCUCGCCAAAUCGCCUCAUCAACAUUCAUACUUACCCUUACAAGUAUAAUACCGCUAUCGCCUCCAUGGACACGCUAGUAGCCCACUCUCAUCACUACGCCAUGGCUUCCAUCCCUUCAUACUCUGCAUCUACCUCUACUCCAUCAUCCUCGUCUUUACAUUCGCAUUCACAUAUGCGCAACGCCAAUUCACUUUACUCGUCCUAUCCAUCCCACCAAGUGAACCAGGAGCAGGAUCAUCGCUUCUCUCCCUCCCCCUUCACGCAGCAAGGCGGAUCGGCGUUGCAGAUCCAGACGAACGCCAAUGGCGUGCACCAUGAGCCAGAGGAAGAGACUGCUCAUCCAUCGAGAAUCCCUCCUCCUUCGCUCUCAUCUCUCAGUCAGAGUCAGAUGAAUGGGAUGUCUCAAAUGCAGGAUUCGUCCAUGUCUUCCAUGCUCGACACCAUGUCCAUGUCAAAUUCGCUUCCCAUGUCCAUGCCUUCCCAUACUUCCUCUUCUCUCGCCCUCGACGCCCCAGAUUCGUUCAGCGCUCAACUGUCCUCGGCUGAUAGCAUCAGCGCAUCGUUUACGGGUCUAAGUCGACCUCUGAACCAUCAGGAACGCGAACUGCUCACGCACUUGGAUCGGCUGAAGUUCUUCUUGGCUACCGCGCCGAGUCGAUGGAGUACCGAUGUUGGAGGUGUGGUUGGCGGUGACUCGCUCCCACUGGGUCAUCCAUCCUCGACUCAUCCCGCACUCAACCGGUUCCUCCUUCCCAAUAACGAGUACGUCUCAUGCGUACUCUGGGGCGGGUUAUACCAUAUCACCGGAACGGACAUUGUACGCGCUCUCGUAUUCCGAUUCGAAGCGUUUGGCCGACCGGUACGGAACAUGAAGAAAUUCGAAGAGGGCGUGUUCAGCGAUUUGCGAAACUUGAAGCCCGGGGUGGAUGCUUGUUUGGAGGAGCCUAAGGUGAGUUUCCCGAAAUCCCUCGUUUCUCCUUUUGUCUUCGCUUUGCUCUCGUUGGUUGCCAUUUGCGGGUCAACCGGUGGGCGGCAUGGUGAACAUGUACGUAGCGGUGUUCGUGCGAAUAUAUUUGUUUGGCUUGCUACGAGUUGUUUGUGAUAGUCUUUUGAUAAAAUGGAGAGUCUGGGAGUAUUGUAGGACACAAGGGACAUGGGGAGUAUUCUAGGAUACAAGGGACAUGGGGAGUAUUGUAGGACACCAGGAACACGGGGAGUAUUACUGGGUACAGAGGGAAUAAGGAGCUCUCUGGGACGCAGAGAACACAGGGUGAUGUAGAAUACUGGGAGCACAAUGAAAUAUCCCGAUACAC
Molecule: messenger RNA, 1474 nt
Organism: Somion occarium
Lineage: Eukaryota; Fungi; Basidiomycota; Agaricomycetes; Polyporales; Cerrenaceae
Source: the annotation of a GenBank genome assembly